Molecule: messenger RNA, 7406 nt
Organism: Klebsormidium nitens
Lineage: Eukaryota; Viridiplantae; Streptophyta; Klebsormidiophyceae; Klebsormidiales; Klebsormidiaceae
Source: the annotation of a GenBank genome assembly
AUGGGGAGUGAGGAGGACAUUUUGCCUGCCCUUAGGCUUGAGCAGUUCUCUGGUGUCCCCCAGAUCGAUUUUGGGGAGGGAGUCAUUGGCAGCCAGGUCAGCGCAGUACUGGCGAUCAGAAACGGCGGCCUGCUGACACAGGAAGUGCAGGAGGAUAGCGUGCCCCGAUCCAAAGGCUUCUUCCUGCAUGAGAGUGAGGCCAAUCCUGCGUUCCAGCGGCAUGCACGCCCAGGGCAGCCUUGGAGCGUCAUCCUGGGCCCAGACAGCAGUGUACUCGUAAGGAUAACCUGGGAGCCUACGCAGCCAGGCAGAUGCAGAGAGACGCUCACGUUCAAAUGGCAGGGAAGGCACCGGCUGCAGGUGGUGCUACUGGGAACAGGCACCAUGUACAAGUCUCGGAAAGUUUCAAAGCUGAGCAGUGCAAGCAGCCCGCACAAGCCCCUGGGGCUACUUUCUUCGAAUGUGCGACCCCUGGCCCCCAGGCUGCCAAAGCCCAUUGGCACCAAGCCACACUCCCCAAAGCUAGGCCGUCAGAAUCCCCGCUUCUUAGCACUUUUGGGGAAGCGUUCCUUGCAAGCCGAGGCUAGAAGCAGGAGUUUGCUAGCGGCUGAACCUGAGCUGUCGGUCUCUGUAUCUGAGCUUUCCGCUAAGGAAAGUACAGACACACACCAUUGUUACGAAGCAGAGCCGGCAGGAGAGCGGUCUGCAGGCACUGUUGAAGAAGUUGCAAAGUCACGGCAUGGGGAGGAUGUCUUGGCAGAGGAUAGCUGCAGCGAAGGCCCUGUUAAUAGCUCAGGUGACCGCUUAACAGUUGGGGCCAAUAAGGGGGUUGCAAAGGUAGAGAAGGCCCCUCGUGUGGCUGCUCGUCCCCUGAGCGUGAAGCGCCAGCUGUACGUCGAGCAAGAGGACAGCGACAGUGGGGAGGACGGGGAGGCUGCUCGCGAAGAGGACCUGGAUUGCCGAAAGCUGGACCAAGAGAUUACCAAAAGCCUCAGCAGCAUUGGUAUGCAGGCAGAGCGCCUCUCCCGAGACACCGGAGCUCUAGGGCAAGACAUGAAGAGGACAAAGCUCCAUAGGCGCAGCGUGCCGAGCUCCCGUCCCCCGAACCCUGGGGGCCCUGCUGACGUCAGCACUCAGCGGAGGCGGCUUAAGCUGCGGUCUGAGGGCAACAAGCCCGCCCUUCCACCAGCACAUGGGUUGUCGCAGUCGUCUGAGAAGCGGACCAUGAGCUUCUUCCACGGGGACCUCUGGAUGGAGAAGCAGAUGCGCGCGUACACUGCGUGGCUGAAUCACCUGCUGGCGGAGCCCCUCCCAUUUCUGGGGGGUGGAGAAGGGGUGCGCGUGGCGGGGCUGCAAGACCGGCGCCUGAGCCUGGGGCAGCUCGGGCGAAUGAGGGCCGAGGAAAGGGUGCGGCAGAGGAUCUGGUAUGCGUACGCCAGGGACGAGCGCACAGUGGGGGCCAUGAUCAAGGUGGAGAAGCACAUUGACGCGGGUCACCUGCGCAUGCUGGAGGGCUGCCCCCUCAUCACGGACGUCGCCCUGCGGUCCAAAGCCGUCCAGGCCGUGAUGAGCUACGAGCCAUUCUGGCUGCACCUGGGACUAGAGGCGGUGCUGGGGGGACUUCCGAGGGAGGGCUCGCCAGCCGCGCUGCAAGAACUGGUGGAGACACGCCUGCUGCACGACCCACACCUGGCAGCAGAGUAUGCCUCAAACAAGCAAGUGGACGGUCUCUUCCGGCCUGGGUACACGGCAGCUUUUGGGCGAUCCAUCCUGAAGAAGUUCCUGCUGCUGGUGCUGCUCUUGGACCGGGUGCAGGAGUCACUACGGGGCAGCCUGCCGCUGCCGCUCCUCUUCAAGAAGGAGGCGAACGUCAAGAGCAGCGCUGGCGUUGUCAGAGAGUUCCUGUCGGGGUGCCUCUCGGGAGAAGGAGACGUGCUGCGCCACCUGGCGGCCCUGGGUUAUCUUCUAACUCACGAGCAGGCUGCGGUGUACGAGGUGGACUUCCGCGUGAGCAACCUGACAGUGGACCUGCGGGACGGCCUGCGGCUUGCCCGCCUCGCGCACCUCCUCACGGGUGACCCUUCGCCGCUCCAGGACGUCCGAGCUCCGGCCGCCACCCGUGCGGCUUGCCUGCACAACUGCCAGCUAGCACUCGCCACGCUCGCGCACGGCGGGCUACCUCUGGGCGCGCACGGGCCGGCCGCGCUGCAGCUGACGGCUGCUGACGUCGUGGACGGGCAGCGGGACAGGACGCUGCAGCUGCUGUGGCAAAUCAUGCUGCACUGGCAGAUGCCUUCCCUCAUCGACGUGGACAAGCUGAAGGAGGAGCUUGAGCUUGUGCGGCAGCAGCGGCGCAUCCAUCAGCUCAUACACGGUCCGGCUGCCAGCCUCGACGAGGGCGCCAGCAUGUACAUGGCCAGUACCCACCUCGAUCUAUUGUUACAGUGGGCGCAGGCGGUGUGCAGCGGGUCCGGUGUCCCCGUCCGCAACUUCACGACGUCCUUUGCGGACGGGCGCGCGCUGUGCCUGCUCGUGAGCCACUACCUGCCGGCGCUGCUGCCGCCAGACGGCAUCUUUGCGCCGCCCGAAACUGUGCUGCUCCCACCAGAAGAGGCACCGACGGACGAGUCCGCCAGCGGAUGGAGCGCCAGCUUUUCUGCGGGCCCGGGGGAUGACGAGUGCGCGGCGGUGCAGGCCGCCAAGACCGUGGCAGCCAGGCGCAACUUUGCCCUGCUGCACGCCGCGGUUGCGCAGCUAGGGGGGGUGCCGCAGGUAUUGGAGCACAGCGACAUGACGGACGGCAACCUGGCGCCCAACGAGCGCAUCGUCAUCACCUACGUGGCCUUCCUCUGCUCGCGCCUCCUCGACAUCAAGACGGAGGCUAAGGCUGCCACGCAGCUGCAGCGAGCCUGGCGGCGCCACCACCGGGGCCUCUGCCUGCGACGCUGGAUCGCGGCCGCCAGGCGCAUCCAAGCCGCCUUCAGAGGCUGCAAAGCACGGGCACAACUGCAUAUGAAAGCCUCCGCCGCUUCCCGGCUCCAAGCCCAUUGGCGCGGCCUCCUCGCCCGCCGCUCCUUCUCCGCCCUCAAAAUUGCGACCCUCACCAUCCAACGGUCAGUCCGCGCGUGGGCGGCCCGCCGCCGCUUUGCGGAGAUCCACGUGCUGCCCAGUGUCCUCCAGCGCGGCCUCGAACGCGCGCUUCUGCUGCGCCGACGGGUGUACGAAAGGAAAAUGACGGGUCCAGCUGUGCUCAUCCAGGCUGCGUUCCGAGGGGCAAAGCAGAGGGGAAUCGUUCGAAGGAUGCAUUUUGCGGCGACGGCCGUGCAAGCGCGCUGGCGUGGGUGUGUCGCCAAGCGGCAGUACUCGAGAGCCGUAGCUUCGGUGGUUCGGAUCCAGGCGGGUUGGAGAGGGGCGUGCACGAGGCGACACGUGGCGCGUAUGGAGAGGGCCGCGGUCGGGAUACAGCGGGAGUGGCGCCGGUUUGCUGCUCAAGCGACGUUCCUCCGAGUGAGGAGGAGCUGCGUUACAUUGCAAGCGAUUCUCCGAGGUCGCCGAGAGAGAACCCGGUUCCUCCGCACCAGGAAGUGCAUAGUGCGGAUUCAGGCAGCGUGGAGGGGCGCCCGGGUCCGAAAGGAAAAGCGGAGGGCGACCGCCGCCGCAGUGCGGAUCCAGGCGGGCUGGCGGAGCUACUCCCAGCGGCGGGCCUUCGCGAGCCACGUGGCAGGCAUCCGCCGGCUGCAGGCCACAUGGCGGGCCCACGUCGCGCGUGCGGCGUUUGUUAGCGUCCGGUGUGCGGCGCUCCGUUUCCAGGCUCAGUGGCGGGGCAGGGCAGCACGGCGGAAGUUAGCGGUCCAGGGGGGUGCGGCAAGGUGCAUACAAGCAGUCUGGAGAGGAAGGGUGGUCCGGGAAAAAGUCCAAAAGAUGCGGGCGGCGGCUGUGGUGAUUCAAAGCCGGUGGCGGGGUCACGUUCAAGUGCGGGAGUUCCAACUUGCGGUGUCCAAAGUGGUCGCCAUUCAAGCGGCCGUCCGGCGGGGCCUCGCCGUCCGCGCCUGGAAACAGACCAAGCAUGCGACGCUGACGAUCCAGGCGGCGUUCCGGGGCCACGUGGUCCGGAGUGACGUUAGCAGAGCGCGGCGGGCAGCCCUGGAGAUCCAGAGGCGGUGGCGGAGGCGUCUUGAGGUGCGGCGGUUCCAGCAGGCCGUCCGAAAGGUGACUCUCGUCCAGGCGUCCGUACGGCGGUGGGCCGUGCGGAGAGAAAUACAAAGGCGGGACGCCGCGGCGGUGCGGAUUCAGGCGGCGUUCAGGGGACACGUGGCCCGGCUCGCCCUCGCGCGCGCGCACAUUGCGGCGUGGCUGAUCCAGCUGCACUGGCGGGUGUACGCACAGCGCCAGCGCUUCAGGGCAGCCGUCCGAAGCGUGACCCUGGUCCAAGCGUCCGCCCUGUUCAGGGGCCACGUGGCAAGGGGCGCGCUAGCUGGCGCGCACAAAGCGGCGGCGUCGAUCCAGAGCCACUGGCGGGGUUAUUCACACCGGCAGCGGUUCCGGCGUCUGGUGCGCAGCGCGGUUCUGAUUCAGGCCGCCGUCAGGAGGUGGUCGGCUGUGAAUAGGCUCCGACAGCUGCGGUGCGCGGCAGUGGUGUGCCAGGCAGUAUGGAGAGGCGCGCAAGCGCGCGCGCGCUAUUUGGGGAAGAGGAGCGCAGCGGUGGCGAUCCAGAGCUGCUUUAGGGGGUACGCUCAGAAGACGCGGUUCAAGGAGGUUCGGAGAGCGGUGGUUCGGCUGCAGGCUCAGACCCGGAUGGUCCUCGCGCGGAAGGCGUUCGUAGCGCUUUCCGAAGCGGUCCUGUGCUGCCAGGCAACCAGGCGGGGAGGCCUUGUCCGGCGGAGCGUCGCCCGAGCCCACCAGGGAGCACGGGCAAUCCAGGCCCUCUGGAGGGGCUACAGGGCCCGUCGGGAGCUUGCCUUGCAGAUCCGUGCGGCUGUAAUCAUUCAGAGCAGAGUCCGGGGCGGGUUUGCGCGGAUUAGUUUCGUGGUAGCCAAACAGCGCAUCGUGCUCUUGCAAGCAACCAUCCGCAGCCGACAGGCGCGACGGUCCUUUUUGCGGCUCCGAGCCGCGACCGUCGUUUUUCAAAGCCUCUGGAGGGGCCGGUGCGCGCGCGCUCUCGCGCGCCGCUUGCGCGCCGCCGUCGUUGUUCAAGCCACGUGGCGCGGUUUCCGGGUUCGCAGGACGGUGCAGGCCUGGCACGAGGCGGCCACGUGCAUCCAGAGGCACGUGCGGGGAGCGCGUGAGAGGCGGCGGUACCGGGAGCUCACCCGGGCAGUUGUUACGUGCCAGGCGCGCGCGCGGCGGGCGCUCGCUCGCGCGCGGUUUGUACGCUUGAAGGGAGCGGCGAUCAGCGUGCAGGCGUGCUGGAAGGGGCGGAGCGUGCGGGUGUGGCAGUCGAAGCGCUGCGCGGCCGCGACGAGGAUCCAAGCCCGCUUCAGGGGCUGCCUUCAAAGGCGUGCGUUCCUGAAAAUGAAAGCUGCGGUGGUUACGGUUCAGGCGCAAGUGCGCAUGCGCCAAGCGGUCUUGGAGUACGAGCGGCUCAAGAGCGCGGCGAUCGCGGUUCAGGCCGCUUGGCGGGGCAGGGAAGCCCGGCGGCUGGCUGCGCGCGAGCGGGCGGCGCGCAAAAUCCAGGCGCUCUGGCGAGGGGCGACCGCGCGCGCGCAAGUCCGCGCGUGGCAUGCAGCCGCGACUCUGCUUUCGAGCACGUGGAAGGGCGGCCGCGGGAGGAAGAACUGGCUUCGGCUGCGGGGAGCGGUGAUCAGAGUUCAAGCGGUUUAUCGGGGGGUGAGCGCGCGGCGGGAGUUGAGGCGUCCGCACAGUCGGGCAGUCGUGGUGCAGAGCCUGUGGCGCAGAAAGGUCGCCCAGAAGGCGCUUUCCCGGCUUCGGGCCGAGCGAACCGCAGCGAUGUGCAUCCAAACCACCUGGCGACGUCACGUGGUACGUCAGCGUUACCUGUUGUUACGAGCCGCGGCGGUGGUUAUCCAAUCCGCUUGGAAGACGAGACGGGCGUGCAGGGACUGGGCGAAGGUGCGGUGUGCAGUGAUCCGGCUGCAAGCACGGUGGCGCGGGGUGCUGACGCGACGACAGCUCGCGCGCGACGCCGCGAUGACGACAGCGGGCCGGGCCGCGAUCAAGGUGCAGCGGGCGUGGCGGAGACACGUGGCGACACGUGAGUGGAGAGAGCGGCGGCUGGCGGCCGCGGUGGUGAUACAGAGGGCGGUCAGGGCGGCCUUGGUGCGCGCGCGGUUUGUCAGGCUGCGAGCGGCGGUUCUCCGUCUGCAGGCUCUCUGGCGGGGUCACGUGGUCCGUCGCGCGACCAGCAAGCGCGAGCGCGCGGCCCGGCAGCGCAUCGCGCGCGCCACGGCCCGGCUGGAGGAGCCCAUGACGCUGGGCAGCCGCACCACCGCCGCACUGCGCGUGCUGCUCGCGUCCAAACAAGUCUCGCACGCGCUGCACGCAUGCGCCGCGAUAGACAUGUCGACCCGCUUGUCCCCGGUGUGCUGCGAGCGCAUUGCGGCCAACUCGGCGGUGCCCACGCUGCUGCGCUUCAUCCAAUCCUGCAACCGGAGCACACCGCACCUGCAGCUGCUCAGGCACGGCUUGAGCAUCAUCCGCAACCUCUGCAAGCACCGGUCGCUGAUAGGCUACGUGGUCGAAGCCCCCGACUGCGUCAACAUUCUGGUGGAGCAGCUCCAAAUGUACCGGGACAAGGAAGACGUCUUCAACCUCGCGCUGGAGACGCUGCUCCUCAUCUGCCGGGACGCGGAGCGGGCAGAGACUGUCCGUGCGAUGCCUGAGAUCGUGUUCCGUUUGGAGUCGAUCGCGUCUAUUCUGUCGCGGAAGGUGCAACUGGAUCCCCGCCCAACUGGGUCCUCAAAACAGGUUGCUUCCCUGAUGGUUCUCUUGCAGAGGCUUCGGCCGCCUUCCGUUGUCGCGGCCACUCCGCAUCCGCCUGUUAAGCGGAAAGCUUUCAUCAGCGUCGGAACGCCUGGCCACGGGCUGGCGAGCAGAACGCCGUUCCGAGAUAUGACCAACGUGAGGCAGCUCAAGUUCAAGCACCAGGACUGACGCUGUGACGUCGUGGGAUGUGAUGCAAGUCUUACUGGGGUGCAGGGCACGUUGCGGAUCAGUCACGCAAGCAAUGAAGUCGGACCCUGCAAUUCUAGGCCCGGCAUAGAAAGACGUGACUAGUUGAAUAUAACCCCACAUUGUAGGAGUACAGAGAAUUCAGUGCGUUCACUAGGCAGUAUACAACACACAGGUGCAGUCUUGGCACCGUCUCAUUCUUUGCAAGGAAUGCGUUGUGUGCAGAGUGUGUGUUUGCGGGCAGGACGUACCGGAAUUACAGUCUGGUAACCAUGUGC